This is a messenger RNA of Nymphaea colorata (pocket water lily), 1571 nucleotides long. RefSeq names its product SNF1-related protein kinase regulatory subunit gamma-1. The transcript is spliced from 6 exons. The record is from RefSeq and is a predicted model, not a curated record. Bases 11 to 1426 code for a protein of 471 amino acids. NCBI's taxonomy places the organism in Eukaryota, Viridiplantae, Streptophyta, Magnoliopsida, Nymphaeales, Nymphaeaceae.
GACGGCCGCCAUGAUCCCACUCGCCGCCUGCAUAUAUGUCCUUUCUCUCUCGGUCGAGAGAGAGAGAGAGAGAGUGAGUGGGAGAGAAAGAGAGAUGGCUCGCGCAGAGGAAAAGUUGGAGAUCAGGUUAGAGGGAUUGAAGCGUCCGGACUACGCCAAUUCGGAGGCUCUUCUUGUGGAGGAACUGAAGAGCCCAGAGGCAAAGCUUGGGAUCACUGUGGAGGAGUUGUGGCGAGUCCAGGAACCGCUGCUCACCCCCUCAGAGAAGCUCAACUCCUGCUUCGAAAACAUUCCAGUGUCUUCCUUCCCACCUUCCUCCCUGUCUCAGAUAAUUGAGAUCAAUUCGCACGCGAGCUUGGCGGAGGCUGUCGAGAUCCUGUCGAAACACAAGAUUCUGAGUGCCCCUGUGAGGAACGUGGAGGCCGAAGAGGGUGCGGGUUGGAUGGAUCAGUACAUAGGCAUUGUUGAGUUCGCAGGCAUUUCUGUUUGGCUUCUGCAUCAGUCUGAAGAUGCAGAAAGAAAGGCAGAUGGGUCCACUGUACCUGGGCUUGUUAAUGGAAGUUUAGUUGGUAAUGCUGCUUCUAGUGUGCCCAGACCCGGAAAACUAGGACGCUCAGACUCUGUUGCUUCAAGGGGAGCAGACUUUUUUGAAGCCCUCACUUCAUCAGAUUUCUAUAAGAAUACAAAGGUUAGAGACAUAGCUGGAUCUUUCCGGUGGGCUCCUUUUCUUGCCCUUCAGAGCUCAGACUCUUUUCUGACCAUGCUUCUGUUAUUAUCUAAGUACGGGAUGAAAAGCCUUCCUGUAGUCGAUCUUGGUGAAGGAAAGAUUGAUAAUGUCAUCUCACAAUCUUCUGUUGUACACAUAUUAGCUGAAUGUGUGCGGCUUCCUUGGUUUCAGAAUUGGGGCACAAAGAAACUAUGUGAACUUGGCCUUCCAGUUAUGAAACCUAAUGACUUAGUCAAGAUUUAUGAGGAUGAACCUGUCCUUCUGGCCUUUAAUCUGAUGAGAGAAAAGGGGAUUGGUGGGCUUCCAGUUGUCGACAGUACCGGAUUGAAACCACUUGGAAAUAUUAGCAUAAGGGAUGUGCAAUAUCUUCUGACUGCACCCGAGAUGUACAAGGAUUUCAGAUCAAUCACUGCCAAGAACUUUCUGACAGCCAUUAGAAGCCACCUGUUGGAGCACCAUGAAUCUUCCCCUAUGCUGCUGGGAACAAUUGCUUGCAGGAGCAGUGACACAUUACAAGAUGUUAUUUUGAAGCUCGAUGGUGAAAAGAUACAGAGAAUAUACGUUGAAGACGAAGGAGGUCACCUGGAGGGAGUCAUAACUUUAAGAGACAUCAUCUCCAAGCUUGUUGUGGAGCCACCCGGCUACUUUGGGGACUUCUUUGAUGGGGUAGUACCUCUACCCCAGAACAGCAGAGUCUGACUUGUUUAUCAUUUUAAUGACGUUCUCUGCUUGUUGUCUGUGUAUUAAGGACAUAAAUUUCUCUUCUGAUGCUCUUCUAAGUAGUUGUAUAGACUUUCUUCCUCAAUGAAAAUAUUGUUGAUGUCUUCAUAAAAAAGGGAGCAGA